AAUCUUGUACUCGGAUCUAACAGUGAGUGAGUUGAAGUACGAGCGGCGUCUGUUGAAGAAAGAAAUCAAUGGAGUCCCUUAGCGGAGGAGGAGAAGUAGUGACGUCAUCGUCGAAUUCGAAAUCUCAAGAAGAAGAAGAAAAAGCAGCGUCGUCGUAUACUUAUUGGGUUCGUAAUAAAACUGAAGCUGCAGCCCCCUUACCUGUUCCACAAAAGCUACAGCAACAAUCUUCUUCUGAAUCUCAAUCUCAAUCUCAUCAAUUGGGUUCUGCUUGGAAUCGUGCUGGUACUUGGGAAGAGAAAUCUCUUAACCAUUGGGCUAUUCCUAGAAUUAAGGAAUUGCUCGUUUCUGUGGGUUCCAUAUCAUUCUCUUCUCGCGGCACAGCUCAAGUUGAAGAUGUAACCAAAUGUGUUGGAGAUGCACUUGUAGUGGUCGUUCGGAACAAGAAACGUGUCAGUUUCACAUAUGAGUUGUCCUUAAAAGUCAAAGGGGAAUGGGUUAUACAAGGAAAUAAGAAGUUGCUUGGGGGGCAUAUCGAUGUUCCGGAGAUCUCAUUUGGUGAACUGGAUGACUUGCAGAUGGAAGUGAGACUUAAUGAAGCAUCGGAUAUCUCUCAUCAAGAUAAAAUUGAAAUAUGCAACGACUUGAAGCUAUUUUUACAGCCUGUUCGGGAAAAGUUGCUUCAAUUUGAACAAGAACUCAAAGAUAGAUAGUGGCAGUUGCUCCAAUUUGAACAAGAACUCAAAGAUAGAUAGUGGCAAAAGCCAUGUAGACGUUGUUCUCAAUUUGAUUUCAUUGUGUACUAUUAUUUCUGGUACAACCUCUUCACAAAUAAAGUUUUGCAUCACUAUCUGGAUCCAUUCUGAAAGCAUGAAAGUCCUCUUAUGUAUGCCUAACAUUAUCAGACAUUGAUUUACUACAUACAUAUGGUGUUGUUUUGCUUAUGAAUCUCAAUUCACUGAACUAUCUCAAUUGUUGGACAUUUUGGUAUGUCUGUAUUGUCUGCCUAUUGAAGGCUUAUAAAUCUUGUAGUAUGUUUGAGAGGAGAAUUUUGGAAA
Molecule: messenger RNA, 1058 nt
Organism: Medicago truncatula (barrel medic)
Lineage: Eukaryota; Viridiplantae; Streptophyta; Magnoliopsida; Fabales; Fabaceae
Exons: 5
Coding region: 69-713 (214 amino acids)
Biological process (GO): protein folding; positive regulation of ATP-dependent activity
Cellular component (GO): cytosol
Molecular function (GO): ATPase activator activity; protein-folding chaperone binding
Source: RefSeq, a predicted model, not a curated record